Molecule: messenger RNA, 955 nt
Organism: Labeo rohita (rohu)
Lineage: Eukaryota; Metazoa; Chordata; Actinopteri; Cypriniformes; Cyprinidae
Exons: 3
Coding region: 23-955 (310 amino acids)
Source: RefSeq, a predicted model, not a curated record
CCGCCCAGAGCUUUGUCACAUCAUGUCUGCCAGUGUGAUGGCAACCGCCAUCCUCAGCAUCUGGGCCGCAAGCUACGCUCCAGAGAUCUUGACGACGACUCCAGAAGUCCUACCCGUCGUCAAGUCUGUGCCAGAGGUCUCGUCUGACCUCCCUGAGCCUGGUCACGUCAUGUCUUCUAGCGUGCUGGCGAUCGCCAUUCUCAGUGUGUGGGCUGCACACUCAGCUCCAGAGGUCUCAUCUGUUCGCCAGCCAACUCCAGAGCUCCCGUCUGAUCUCAAGCCUGCUCCAGAGCUCCCGUCUGAUCUCAAGUUUGCUCCGGAGGCCCUGUCUGACCACGAGACAGACCCAGAGGCCUCACCAGUUGGAGAAGCCGCGCCAAUGCCUCCUGAGGUGUCAGCUUCGGCUGUAGGUCCUCCUAGGGAGGCGGCGUUCUGCCUCAAACUCUCUGCUUCUCCCCUUAUUCUGUCUGCCUCCUCUGUCUCUACUGUUCCUAGGUCCCAGGCCAUAAAGCGGUUUCCUGCUCCAGAGGUCCCGUCUGGUCCCAAGUCUGCUCCAGAGGUCCCGUCUGACCUCAAGUCCGCCCCCGAGGCCUUCCCCGUAGGAGAAGCUGCGCCAAUGCCUCCAGAGGUGUCAGCGUCAGCUGUGGAACCUCUUAUGGAGAGGGCGUUCACCUCAAUACUCUCUGCUUCUCCCCUUCUUCUGUCUGUCUCCUCUGUCCCUGUUCUCCCCAGAUCCCAGACCGUAACGCGGGUUCCUGUUUUUCCCCGGAGGGCCGCUCCGCCUCCUGCUCUGCCCCGGAGGACUGCUCCACCUCCAGUUCCGCCCUGGAGUACGCCUGUGCCUCAUGCUCCGCUCUGGAGGACCCUUGCCCAGCCGCCACUGCUCUUACCAUUUGCACCAAUCACGGACAGUAUAAAUACCCUGGUCUUCCUGUCACCCCUCGCCGAGUAUUGA